This is a messenger RNA of Prorocentrum cordatum, 6742 nucleotides long. The record is from the annotation of a GenBank genome assembly. NCBI's taxonomy places the organism in Eukaryota, Dinophyceae, Prorocentrales, Prorocentraceae.
AUGGCGCUGUUCGAGUGCGAUUGCCCGAACAGGCAGGCUUGCUGCUCGCACGCCUAUGCCGCCAUCGUCGCGCUGCCCCAGUACAGGCACCGGGCCGCGCUGCUGUGGCUCAUGCAGGAGGAGGCGUGGGCCAAGGGCCAUGACGGAAAGUGGACGCGUGACGUCACCGACGUCGGGGCCACGGGGGCGCGGCUGAAGAAGAGGCUCCUGGAGAGACUCCCCCUGGACGACCUGGUGGACGCGGCAGUGGAGGCGUCUCUUGGGCUGUACGUCCGGGUGCAGUCCCUGCGGGACGGCAAGGAGCCCAAGAUGCACAGGUACUGGAGCGGAGCCGUCGAAGGGGCGCUCAGGAAGCUAGGCGAGAAGGUGGACGGAGCCAUGGCGGAGGACGAGGAGGAGGGCGAGGCGCCCGGCGCCCAGGCCCUCAAGCGCCUGUCCGCCUUCGUGGAGAAGCUGUCGAUGAAGAGGCCCCAGGUCGCGCCCCUGCUGGCGGCCCUGGCGUCCGGCGAGCUGGGCGAGGAGGGCGAUAGCGGCGGGCAGCCGCCGCUGCUCGCUUCCCUGCAGCACCGCCGCUGGAGCCGCCUGUCGCGGCAGGUGUGGGCCUACGUCGCGGGGGCCACGGCGCAGGGGCCCGAGGCCGCGGGGCCGGGCGGCGUCUCCCUGGAGGACGUCCGGGGCGCCGCGGCCGCGGCCGCCGAGGAGGCCGUGGGCGAGCUGCCGGGGUGGGGAGCGAUGCGGCUCGCCGAGCGCCUGUGGCACGUGGAGCGCCUCGCCCUGCAGGGCCUCGGCGCCGAGACGUUCGCGGAGCUGCGCGUGCCGCGGCCAGACCUGGGCAUGGGGGAGGCGGGGAGUUACCGCAGCUUCCUGGAGCUCCUGGUGGACUGGCCCGAGGCCCCCGAGAGCCUGCAGGACGGCCCCGCGGCAGGCGCCCCCGCAGGCGCCGGCGCCGAGAUCGUGGAGAGGGAGGCCGCAGCGCUGCUCGACGACGUGGGCCGGGAGGCCCUCGGCGCCGAGGGCGGCGCGGAGCGCCUCGCGGCGCUGCUCAACGAGCACUUCGGCCGCCUGGGCGAGGCCGCCGACUGGGGCGCGGCGGCCGCGGCUGCGCUGGCGGCGCCGCCGGUGUCGGACGCCUGGAGGCAGAGCGCAGUGUUGCCCUCGUGCGCCGCGGCGUGGGAGGCGGAGUGCGCCACCCCCGACGCCUCGCCCUUCGCCCCGCUGGCCUCCGAGGGCUGGGAGGCGCUCGGGCAGGCGUACGCCGCCGCCGCGGAGGCGGAGGACGCCGCGGCGGACUUCCCCGCCCUGGCGGGGGACAUCCUCGGCUGCCUGCCGAAGCCCUUUGCCCGCUGCCGGCCGGUGGCGAGGUUCCUGCUGGAGCCGCUGGGGCCGGCGAGGCCUGGCGCCGCCGCGGCAGCCGCGGCAGCCGCCGCCGCCGCCGCCGCGCCCGGCGGCCCCGCGGCGGCGCCGCGGCUCCCGGCCGCCCGCGCCGAGCGCGGGCGCGCGCCGCCCGGCGCCGCGCCCGCGGCGCAGGCCUGCCCAGCGGCGCCGCGCGGCGCGGAGGCCAGUGUGGCGGAGCUGCCCGCGAACCCAGCCGAGGCGCUGGUGUACAGGAUUCGGCUGGAGGAGUUCGGAUUCCAGGGCGAGGCGCUCACAGGCGGGGAGCUGCAGCAGAAGCAGAAUGCGCGGCUCGCCCGUGCGCUGAGGCGCCUGGCCGGCGAGCUCUACGGCAGCGACGUGCACUGGCAGCUGGAGCUGCUGCAGAACGCCGACGACAACGCGUACGAGGAGGAGCUGGAGCCCACCGCGGAGUUCCUCCUGCGCAGCCGCGGCGGCAGGGGGGAGGUCGUCUUCCGCUGCAACGAGAACGGCUUCCGGGCGGCGGACAUACGCGCCAUCUGCGACAUUGGCAACUCCUCGAAGGUUGGGGUCGCGAAGUAUGCGGCCGGCGGGCGCGUGAUGGCCACCGGCGAGAAGGGGCUGGGCUUCAAGGCCGUGUUCGCGCUGAGCGACGCGCCGCGCAUCUUCUCGGGCCCCUACCGCAUCGAGUUCGACUCCGCGCACCCCAGCGGCAUCGGCUACGUGCUGCCGCGCUGGCUGGGCGACCAGGAGGACUGCACGGAAGCGGAGGAGCUCCUGCAGGUGGCCAUCGUCGACGAGACGGCCGUCCCCGGCGGCACGGGCGGCGUGCGCAUGCGCCGGGCCGGCGGAGACGCUCUCGGGUCGCCAGCGGCGCGCUGGAGCGAGACCACGAUGCGCGUGGAGGUGGAGCUCUCGCGCGCCGGCGGCCCCUGGGAGGCGGAGUCGUGGCUGCUGCUGCGCCGGCGCUUCGAGGUGCCCGCGGGCGUGUCGAAGCCGGGCAUCUCGGCGCCCCCCGCCACCUCGCUCGUCGAGCUGGCGCUGCCCCUCAACGAGGAGGGGGCCUUCGAUCGAGGCCGGGGGCCGCAGCCCGUGUACGCGUUCCUGCCGGUGAGGUCCUUCGGGCUGCCGUUCGCGCUGCAGGCGGACUGGGCCGUGUCCUCGUCGCGCGAGGAGCUGCUGUCGGGCUGCGCGUGGAACGAGUUCCUCAAGGCUCAGCUGCCGAAGCUGCUGCUCGAGCUGGUCGGGGCGGCGAGACGCGAGCCGGCGGAGUCGCCUCUGCGCUGGAGCUUCUACAGCGCCAUUCCCCCUCUGGCCACUGCGCAGCCCUUCUUCCGGCCAGCGGUGGCGCAGCUGCACUCCGCUCUGCGCACGCACGAGUGCAUGCUGACGGACGAGGAAACCUUUUGUCUCCCUCGCAUGGCGCUGCGGUGCACCUCCGAGGUGCGUGCGGCCUUUGCGCAGUUGCACGGUGAGGGCGAGCCGGCCGAGAGCUCAGCGCCCACAGCCGACGCCUGCAUGGUCCCGUCGCCGCUGCGGACGGCGCUGCGGCUCCAAGGCCUGCACCUGGUGCACGAGCGUGUGGAGGCCUCGGUGCCUGCCGGCCUCUUGGACAGCCUCGGCGUGCAGAGGCUGGGAGCGGCGCACCUGCUGCGGCUGCUGCCAGCGGCCGCGGGGGCCGCCCAGGGGCUCCCGUGGUGGCGCGGCGUGCUGGCCCUGCUGGACGAGCUCCUCGACGCCGCGCCCCGCGCCGACGUCGGGCACCUCGUGGAGGUGGCGCGCAAGCUGCCGCUGCUGCCGCUGGAGGGCGGCGCGCGGGGCGCGGCGGCGGAGGGCGCCUUCCUGCCCCCCUCCGCGGCCGAGGACGCGCGGCGGCUCCCGCCCGCGCUGCUGCAGGAGCUGCGGGCGGUGGAGCCCGGCCUGCUCGCCGAGGAGGGCGGCGGCGCAGACGCGCUGGCCGCGGCGCGGGUGCGCAAGCUGCUGCGGCGGCUGGGGGUCGCGGCGCUGACGCCCCGGCAGGUGAUGCGGGAUGCCGUGCGGCCGCUGUUCGGGGCGCACGCGCCGCCCUGCCUGCUGCCGGCCGCGAGCUGGCCGAGGCCUCUGGGCACCCUUCUCGCCUUCGCCGGCUUCGUGGCCGCGCACGCCGAGCUGGCGGAGGAGCUGGGUUCGGCGCCCGUCGGAUGGCCCCUGGCCGACCUCGAGCGCGUGGCGGUGGGCUCGCGCUUCGGGGCCCCCGCGAUGCACUCCCCCAGGGCCGCCGCCUUCCUGGAGGCCGCCCGGGGCAGCUCCGUGGAGCCCCGCCUGCCGGCCGCGCCCCUGGGAGGGCCGUGCGCGCCCGCGCAGCUCGGGGCGGCGCUGGAGACGCUGGGGCUGGCCCUUGGCGGGCCGCUGAUGGAGGCGCUGCCCGGGGGCGACUGGGGCAGCCGCGAGUUCGAGGCCCUCGCGGCCCUCGCGGCAAAGGAGGGCGGGCCUCCGGGCGCCGCGCGGGCGAGGCUGCUGGCGCAGGCGCUCGAGGCCGCCUGGCCUCAGUACGAGCGCUACAUGGCGCGGGCGGACGGCGAGCCCUCCUCCUUUGCCCGUGCGCUGCGAGAGACGCGGUGGAUACCCGCCGACGCAGCCCCUGGAGAGGAGCCGCCCGGCGACGAGGCCGCGGCGGCGCUCCUGAGGCCCAGCGAGGCCAUCGCCAGCACGCCGGCCUUGCGCGCCGUGUUCCCGGAGGCCGCGCUGCUGGCGGGGCGCCUGACGACGGCAGUGUCGGGGGCGUUCGCGGAGGCGCUCGGCGUGGUGCAGGAGCCGUCGGUGGAGCUGGCGACGGGCGUGCUGCGCGGCUUCGCGCGGGGGGCGCCCGUGGGCCCCGAGGCAGCCACUGCCGUAUACGGGUACCUGCAGCGCCAGGGCGCGGACCUCUCCCCGCUCCGCCGCGCCCUGUGCGUCGCCGUGGCGGCGGGGCGCCCGGCUGCGCUCCCUGCCGACUGCGUCUGGGAGGACGAGGGCGGGGCGGCCGCAGCUCCGGCGCUGCUGGCCCUCUACGGCCCGCAGUGGCGGGGCUUCUUCGUCGAGGGCCUCGGCGUGCCAGAGCGGCCCACGGCGGAGCAUGCCCUGCGCCGCCUGGACCACCUGACCGGGCCCGGCAGGACAGACGGCGUGGACACGGCGGCGGUGUGGGCCGUGCUGCUGCUCAUAGCGGAGCGGUGCGCCCAGUCCAGCGGCGAGGAGGCGAGCGAGUGGCGUCGGGCGCCUGCGGCGCUGUGGGGCCGCGCCUGCAUCCCGCUGCGGGGCGACGGCCUCGGGGUGCCCUCGGAGGGCGUGCUCUUCGCCGACGACUGCUCGCAGGUGCCUCCCCAAGUCUUGGAGGCGACGCAGGCGGCAGUGCCCUUCGCUGCGACGCCGCCCAUGGGAGCGAGAAGCGCUGAGCAUUGGCCGUCGCUCCUGCUGUCAGCUGGGGUACGAGCGCUGUCCUCCGCCUGCGUCGUCAGGCCAGUGCACAGCGCAGCGCAGCCAGCAGUGCAGCUGUUUCGUUCGGUGGCCGCGCUGUUGCCGCUGGCGCAACGGUACCUCUUCCACCGCCACCAGGCCGUCCACGACAGCGUGCGCGAGGCGGCCGCCUCGAGGGUGCGUGCCCUGCACGUCCGGCGCGUGAUGCAGACGCUGGAGCUGACGUGCGAGGUCACCCCCCGCGAGGGGGAUGCCCCGACCGUGACGACGCUCCCAGUGGAUGCCUUCUUGGAGGAGAGGGCGGCGCGGGCCGCCCCGAGGGCACGAGCGGCACGCGGCCGCCGCUCCUGCUGGUGCUCCACGGCGCCGCCAUGCCCACCAUCUGCGUGCAGCUGGCCCGGCUGCUGGUGCCGCCGGCCCCCGCGGGCUCACCGGGCUCCGCCGCGGCGGCCUCGGCGCAGCACGCCCGCGAGGCGCUGGCGACCUUCCUGGUCUCCGCCGCCGCCGGCAACGGGGAGGAGAUCUGCAGGGCGCUGGGCGUGGGCGAGGCACCAAAGGAGCUCGAGCUGUGGCCCGUGCCGCAGGAGCUCGAGGGGGCGGAGGCCGAGGGGCCCUCGGCCGCGGCGGCGGACGCGGCGGGAGGCGGCGCCAGUUCGGACGAGGGCGAGUACGGCAAGGCCGUGCAGCAGCGCAGCACGGCCGCCCGCUCGGACCCAUACGGCGGAGGAGGCGCCGAGGAGGAGGAGGAGGACGCCGCCGAAGGGGCCGAGGGCGCCGACGCAGAUCCUGGAGCGGAGCACCUGGGGGCAGGAGAGGACGCCCGCACUGGCUGGCGCGAUGGCUGGCGCGAGGCCGCGGAAGGCGAGGAGGACGAGGCCGAGGCCGGCGCCGACGCCAAGGGCGGCGAGAAAGGCAAAGACAGCGGCAAGGGCAAGGGCAAGGGCAAGGGCGAUGGCGACGGCAAGGGCAAAGGCGAGGGCAAAGGCGAGGGCAAAGGCGAGGGCAGAGGCAAGGGCAAGGGCAAGGGCAAGGGCGAGAAAGGGGACGGCCGCCAGGCCUGGGACAUGGGCGACGUGUUCACCGGCCUGCCAGCCAGGGCGAGAGCCGAGCCGAUCGGCGAGAGCUCGGAGAGCAAGCCAGAAAAGGUUUUCCAGACCCGCGUCUACGAUCUCGAGGAUGUGCGGGAGCAGGCAGCCAGGUCUGCCCUGCCGCCGGUCCCCGCGGGCGGCGACGACGACACCGAGGUGCGUCACAGGACAGGGCGCUGGGGCGAGGAGUUCGUCUACACAUACCUUAAGCGCAAGCUCGAGGGUGGCGGCCCGGAUGCUCAGGAGAGGGCGAGCGGAAGCGAGUGGUCUGGGUGAACGAGCACGAGGAGAGCGGCCUGCAGUACGACGUGCGGGUCGAGGACGCCCGCAGCGGGGACCCGGAGGCGUACGUGGAGGUGAAGACGACGCGCUCCAGGGGGAAGCACGUGUUCGAGAUGAGCUACCGGGAGUGGACCUUCGCGCAGAAGGAGGGCAACCGCUACGUCAUCUUCCGCGUGCAGAACGCCGGGCACACGACGUGGAGCUGUGCUCGAUCACGAACCCGUUCCGCCAGUGGAAGGACCUGAACCUGGGCAUGUGCCUGAGCUUCUGAGGGGCGCUGGUCAGCUACGCGCAGAGGGGGCUGGGUAGCAGCGUGCUCCCUCCCCCCCCUCGCCGUUCUCUCCCCCUCUCUUCGGCGCGUCUCGCCGCGUGCCCAAAGAAGGGGCGCCCCGUGCCGUGCCGUGAUGCCUCAGGCCCAGAUUCAUCCUAGAUGCGGAUGAACAGCGUGACCCGCCAGAUCCUGGGACCUGUGCGCUGUCAUAUAAGCUCCGAAAAUGAACUGAGCAAACAUGCACGUCGGCCGAUCAAUCGACUGGCCAAUGAAUCGAACAACAGCUGCCGCUUCACGAUGCAGUGCCACAGGA